This is a messenger RNA of Cervus elaphus (red deer), 3479 nucleotides long. It is a transcript of the gene TMPRSS11A, whose product is annotated as transmembrane serine protease 11A. The coding region runs from base 140 to 1396 and encodes 418 amino acids. The record is from RefSeq and is a predicted model, not a curated record. NCBI's taxonomy places the organism in Eukaryota, Metazoa, Chordata, Mammalia, Artiodactyla, Cervidae. Gene Ontology annotation, biological process: proteolysis. Gene Ontology annotation, cellular component: plasma membrane; extracellular region. Gene Ontology annotation, molecular function: serine-type endopeptidase activity. The transcript has 10 exons.
UUCAUUUCAAGAGCUUGUAAUUCGUUUCCUUAUUUCUUCCCAGUCGUAGACCUCUAAUAUAUCUAGAGAUGUCAUAGAGUUGAUUAGAAGGUCAGAUUGAGUGGGCACACACCUUGAGAUCAUAUUCUUCCUCCUGCAGAUGAUGUAUCGAGCAACAGGAUUUGACACCCGAAGCAGAGGUUUGAAACCAUGGAUGAUUGCCCUUCUCAUUGUAUUGUUACUGACAGUGGUGGCUGUGGCUAUCGGUCUUCUGGUUCACUUCUUAGUCUCUGACGAGAAAAUGGAGUAUUAUCAUGCCACUUUUAAAAUUUCAGAUCUACGAGUCAACCGUAAUUCUGGACCAAAUAGCCAAUAUCAGUUUAUGGAAUUACGGGAGAUUAGUGAAAACCUGGUGGAUGAGACAUUUAUAGAUUCGGCCUUGAACAAGCAUUAUAUCAAGAACCAAGUAGUGAAACUGACUCCAGAGGAAGAUGGGACGACAGUAGAUAUCAUUAUGGUGUUUCAGUUCCCCUCUGCUGAGCCAAGUGCAGUGAGAAGUAGGAAAAUCCGCAGCAUCUUAGAUGAGAAGAUAAGGAACACCAGAGUCUUGCCAAUAAACACCUCAUCAGUUGAAGUUAAUGCAAUGAGCUCAUCAACAGGGAAGCUAACUGUCCAAGCAUGUUGUGGUAAACGAGCUGUUCCAUUAGUAAGCAACAGAAUAAUGUCCGGAGAGAUCGCGGGCAAGGCUGCCUGGCCUUGGCAAGCUUCACUUCAAUAUAAUAACAUACAUCAGUGUGGGGCCACCUUGAUUAGCAAUACUUGGCUUGUUACUGCAGCGCACUGCUUUAAGAAUAAAGCAAACCCACAUCAGUGGACUGUUAGCUUUGGAACAAAAAUCAACCCUCCGUUAAUGAAAAGAAACAUCAGAAGAAUUAUUGUCCAUGAGAGGUACCACUUCCCAGCAAGAGAGAACGACAUUGCCGUUGUGCAGUUCUCUCCCAGAGUCACUUUUACUGAUGACAUCCGUCGAAUUUGUUUGCCAGAAGCCUCUGCGUCCUUCCAACCAAAUUCAACUGUCUAUAUCACAGGAUUUGGAGCACUUUUUUACGGUGGGGAAUCCCAAAAUGAUCUUCGAGAAGCCAGACUGAAAAUCAUAAGUGAUGAUGUGUGCAAGCAGCCACAUGUGUAUGGCAGUGAUAUAAAAUUUGGAAUGAUGUGUGCUGGAUAUCUGGAAGGAAUAUAUGAUGCCUGCAGGGGUGAUUCUGGGGGACCUUUAGUUGGAAAGGACCUUAAAGAUACCUGGUAUCUCAUUGGAAUUGUGAGCUGGGGAGAUAACUGUGGUCAAAGAAACAAACCUGGAGUCUACACAAAAGUGACUUAUUACCGAAACUGGAUUACUUCAAAAACAGGCCUCUAAUUCGCUGUAAAACUUAAACACUGAGAGCUGUAUGCAGGUCAUACAUGCAUGAGAAUCCAUAUAUUCUGUGGUUGUAGUACAAUGAAGUGAGAUUAAAUGACAUGAUUUAUUUCCAAAUCACUUUAAUCAACCAAAAACCCCAUGGCCAAUUUGUAAAGGAUUUAAAUUUAUAAGGUAGUGAGCCAGUUUAGCCUGGUUUAAAAAAUACAACAGAGAUAGGGAGCUUUUUAAGUCAGUGAGCUAGAAUAUAGAAGAGAAGCAAUGCAAAUUUUUGAGGAUAAUCCAUAACAUUUUUAGGGUGUCUUUGUUAGGGAUGUCUUCUUAAACAAGAAACUUUUUAAAUUCUCAGAGUUUAGGAAACCUGUGUAUAAUUUUCUAUCAUUUCUCCAGAGCUCACAAAUACUUAUUUUCCCCUUUUUUUCUUGUUCUUCAUGUUUUCCAAAGAGAUUUUACAUAUUUUCUAUUUAUAAAUCCAUUGGAAGGAUUUUAAUUUUUUAAAAAGUUAUAUCUAAGAAACAAAGUCUGGUGAUAAAUCAAGCCAGAGAUCUUCUAACCUUUGUCUGCUGUGAAAUCUCCCUGCUUUUUCAGUGAUAAAGAUAACAUAAACACACACACAUACCCCACACACAUGUGCACACACAGAAUAUCCCUAUCUUCAGAUAUUCCCAGAAAAGCAUGAUUGAUAAAUAUAGACAGUAACUAGCUAGUCAAAAAUGUAUUUUUGUUUCAAAUAUUUGGGGGAAUGUGAUAGUAACUUCAGGAGCUGUCCCAAAACAAUGGCACAAAAAAAUUGAACAUUUUAUAGGUGCAUUUACAUGCUUUGACCACCAGGGGGAAGCUUUGUAAAUUAUUGUUAAGAUUAAAUGCCUAGAAAAAAUUGAGAAUCUGUUAAUAUGUUGAAGAAUUAAUGAGCAUUAUCUUUCCACAUGGGAUUCCCUCGUAGCUCAACAGGUAAAGAAUCUGCCUGCAAUGCAGGAGACCCUGGUUCAAUUCCUGGGUCGGGAAUAUCCUCUGGCGAAGGGAUAGGCUACUCACUCCGGUAUAAAAGUUUAUUCCUUUGUAUUACUGUAGCCAAUUGUCUCCUAAGGCUUGUGGCAAUAGCCUAUUGCAACCAUGAAAUACUAGGUAUUUUUUGCUAGUUUAAUAAAUGUAGAUUUUGAUGACCUACCAUACAGAAGACAUGACCAAAGUGAUUUGAAAUAGCCAAUGAACCCACCAAGUGUCUCAUGAAGAUAUUAAGAGAGUCACGCUCAUGUAUUCCAUAAUAUUAAUACAAUUAGAUGAUGAUUUUGUAGAAACUGUUACUCUGUGUGACAAUACUGGUUAGACAUCAGGGUUAUGCAUCAUUUACUCAUAUAACCCAACUAUAAACCAAGCCAUCAGAAAAUUGAGCUAUUUUAUAAUUCCCCUCAUGUGCUAUUGAUAAGGCACAAAAAUAAUGCUAAAAUAAUCUAAAGGAGAUUUAAAAUUUAUUCACCAUAGAAAUUAAUCCAUAAGAUAGACUCAUGGUAUUUGAAGCGCAGGAAACACUCCAAGUCCUGUAGGCCAGUACACUUAAGAGUUCAGAGAACUGCAGCCAGGAGAAGUAAAUGACUUAGUGAAGCUGUAGGUAAUUUGUGUCCCCAAUGGGCCUAGGGCCCAAGGCCUAGGACCCACCAAUUUCACAUACCCUUUUCUUACAAAGUAUCUUUAUGAUCAUCUAUAUUAUUUAAUCAUCAGCUGUAUAAAAAUUUCAGUGAGUCUACUGAAUCUGUGUUAAAUUAAGAAACUCAAGAAUUUUAAAUGAUGUGAUUCACUAAGGCAGCUGGCUGCCAAUUCUCAGAACUCACUUAAGGAUAAAGUUGCUUCUUCAUACAUAAAGAUAUACAUAGGCAUAUAAAUUGUUCAAUAUUAUGGUGGUAAGAUACAAUUCUGAUUUCUGGUGUUAAGAUUCAAGGAACGAUCUUAGAGUUAUAACUUUGUGUUUCUAAAUAGUCUUGUGAAACAUUUAAUCCUGGAUCACAUAUAAGCAAAUAUUGGUGUAUCAUUUAAAAUCUAAUAAUAAAGUUGGUGAUCAGAGCAUUCUACAAAUAAUAUCAUUGAA